Messenger RNA from Actinia tenebrosa (Australian red waratah sea anemone), 1708 nucleotides. RefSeq lists its product as uncharacterized. NCBI's taxonomy places the organism in Eukaryota, Metazoa, Cnidaria, Anthozoa, Actiniaria, Actiniidae. The record is from RefSeq and is a predicted model, not a curated record.
AUGGAAGUUAACAUUACAAUUAACUUAAAACAAGAAUUUGAGUGCUUGAUUGCCGUAGGCUACAAUGAGCGUAUCUGUCCUUAUACAAGUUUUGUUUUUAGUCCUGCUGGGUGUGAUGUAUGCCACCCUCAAAAACCAGCAUUUAGCAAACAUUCUGCCAACGUUUCUGAGAGUUCUGGCUCAGACCUAGAAGAAUUAUUUACUUCCACUGGUGCUGAAGACUUUGAGCCGGUGGCUACUCAAGAAGAAAGCCUGAAAUAUCAACGUGAAGUAGCCGAAGAAGAAGAGCAACUUAUUAUGUUGAACAAACGCUUUGAAGAAGAGGUGGAAGUGCAAGUGUACUCGUUGUUGCUUGGACCUCGUCACAGAACCGGAGGAGUGUUUUGCUGCGCCGAUAUUGACCGAUGCCAAGAGAAACUGAAUCAUUUGGUCGAAGAAGGUCCUGGAGAGCCUCCUUCGUGUAUCACCGCUCAACCUGGCUUUAGUUCUGGCUGCCUCGAUGAGUGGGUACUGGAAGUCGCUGCUGUAGGGUUGAGAACGCGCAAGAACCAGCGUUAUGCUUCCUUUUAUGAACAAGGACGUGCUACUAAGUCUCAGUUUCUGAGAUCCGUACCAUAUCGGCAGUUCACCCGACUGGUUUGGGAAUAUCUUGGAAAUUCAAAGCGGCUUCCCCUACCAUACUAUGCGUACAACGCUAUUAGAGCUCGAUUUCCCUCUGAAGAUGGAGAAUAUAAAGGCUUCAAAGAAGAAGAAGAAGAUGAAGAUGAACAGAACGAUUCAGAGCGAUGUAGUUGACUUUUUACUACGCUUUGCAGUUAAGUUUGGCGUGACCGAAGUUUUGUCACGUAGUUUUGACGUCUAUACUAUGAUGCUACCAGGGGCAACGUUUCAAGGUUGCCGCGUCAUGUGUCCAAAGGCGGGAAACCCAUAAGCGUGCCGACAUCUUGUGAGGUAUCCACGACUUCGAGAGCUACUGUCUAUUUUCUUGAUUUUAGAAUACUUAUAMGUAUUUYGGUGCCCACAAUAUGAUUCAACUUAAAGUUUUUUAUAACAUUUCAUUUCAAGAAGACCGAUGCGAAAUAAUGUCCAUCGAAGAAUCACAACUUUCAUCAUUUGAAGAUCUAAUGAAAGCCGUGAGAGCUAAAAUUGCCUGUUUGGAAUUCAUUCCUGACACAGAGCUCAGGAUAAAAUACAGGGACGACGAGCAGACUUUUGUAAACCUGCGUGCUUGAGAUACACUUUGUGAUGCUUUACGAUGUGCUAGUAUCGUGCAAGGAGCUACUUUUAGAAGAUUAACUAUCAAGAUUGAAUGGCAACCACAAUCCACACCAGAAAUUAUCGUGAGACGUCGUGAAUCUACAAGUGCCAUAUCAAACAAUGGAGCUAGUACUUCGAAAAGGGAAUUGUUCACACUUACAGAAAAACAAACAGCUUCUAGAACUUCUGAAGAAAAGGGAAUUGGUAGUAAUAACGAUAGUCCUGUGGAAAGAAUGCUGCAACGAAAACGGGACAAAGAAAAAAAGAGCAAUAUUUUCUGUCGUGACUGAAAACAAGCUGAAAAUAAGUCACGCACUUGGUGACGUCACACGUGUGUAAGUGGAUCCAAAGCGAUAAAAUUUAGGUACAUAAUGCUGCAGUAGAAUCGGGGAAAGAUAAGAAGUAUUGCUUAAUAUCUAUGCUUCAAAUAUAUGUUGCGAAAGCGUACAAA